AUGACGGCAAAUUAUGGAGGAACCGAAAUUUAUAAUCCUAUAGAAUGGGUCCUCAAGAUUUCAAGAAAUGAUAUGCCAACUUCUGUUUUCCUUCUUACCGAUGGUAAAGUUCUUUCAAUUGGAAUCGGUGAUUCAGUUUCACAUAAUUUAGUUGAAUCUGUUUCCCGUGCUGAUGUUGAAGCUUGUAAAGAAAUUAUAUUGAGUGCAAAGUCUCAUGACGGUCCAAUGAAACUCUCUAUCCCAAUAGAUCCACUUAUUCAAGAUCUUGAUGAUGGUACUUCAUUUAUUCAUAAGCACCCAAAGAAUAGUGAGAAGCCAAUACCUAUUUCAUUUAUUCGUGAGCAAACUGUGAAAUUAGGUACAAAAUAUAGUUUAGCUUCUAAAUACACAAGUUUUCUUGCAAUUGACGAAAAAGAUAAUGAAUUAGUGACUGUAACUAAGGAUUUUCCGAAUCAAAGAGUCGUUCUAAUUAGGUCAUCAGCUUAUAGCCCAAAAUCAUUAGAAAUACAUGAAAGUUUUAAUUUUCGAGGCAGGACGAAGGUUCAUGAUGAUAUUCCUCCUGUACAAGCUUUAUCUUUAACAAUAACAGAUGAACAAAAAUCAACAUUAUCAACAAAAGAUAAUGUUUCAUUUUGA
Messenger RNA from Racocetra persica, 636 nucleotides. NCBI's taxonomy places the organism in Eukaryota, Fungi, Glomeromycota, Glomeromycetes, Diversisporales, Gigasporaceae. The record is from the annotation of a GenBank genome assembly.